AUGAGUAAAAUGCAACAGCAAGAGGUUGGAGGAGAGGAGAAAAAGCGAGAGGAUGAUUCAAGAGAUGAGAGAAUUACAGAGAGUGGUGAGAGGGAAGGAAAGGAGGAGAACCCAUCUCCAUUGAUGGCUCUGAACCACGUUUCAAGGCUGUGUAGAAAUGUGAAGGAAUCGAUGGAUUUCUACACGAAGGUGCUGGGAUUUGUUCUGAUCGAGAGGCCCCAAUCUUUGGACUUCGAGGGUGCAUGGUUGUUCAAUUAUGGUGUUGGUAUCCACUUGGUGCAGUCCAAGGAAGAAGAUCAGAGAUUGCCUUCGGAUACUCAACACUUGGAUCCCCAGGACAACCAUAUAUCUUUCCAGUGUGAAGAUCUGGAAGCCAUGGAGAAGAAAUUGAAGGAGAUGAACGUGAAGUACAUGAAAAGGAGUUUGGAGGCAGAAGAUGGAACGAAGAUGGACCAAAUAUUCUUCAACGACCCAGAUGGGUUCAUGGUGGAAAUAUGCAACUGUGAGAAUCUGAAACUCGUUCCUGCUGAUUCACUCAGCAAGAUCAAGAUCCCAAUGGAUCGCCACACCCCACCCGUGGAGACAAAUCAGACAGAGUGA
Messenger RNA from Sphenostylis stenocarpa, 600 nucleotides. The record is from the annotation of a GenBank genome assembly. NCBI's taxonomy places the organism in Eukaryota, Viridiplantae, Streptophyta, Magnoliopsida, Fabales, Fabaceae.